AUGGAAAUACAACGGCCUGAAUUUAUAAACAACACAUUUGUUGGCUAUGUGCCAGAUCCAGACGGUCGCGGAACGAUCUCGCUACUAUUCUCCUGCCUCCUCACCCUUAGUUUAUGCGUUUGGUCGGCUAUUCACUUAGACCUUCCGCCGUAUGGCGAAACCGACAUCGAAUACACGUACAGAUACCUGAAAUGGAGUGUUCUGGGGAUAUUUGGACCUGAGCUUGUUAUCUGGGCGGCUUGGCGCCAGUUUAUUUCCGCUCGAACGUUGACAAAAUUUAUCAAGGAGAACAGUAACAACGGCCGAGUCUCGCAAUGGACGAUGGUCCAUGGGUUUUAUGCAGGAAUGGGUGGAUUCGUUUUUGACAUGGAUACCCCCGAAAUGCACGGCCCACGGUUUAUCCCUCAACGUCGCCUUCACGUAACCCCUCGAGGAAUUCAGCUUCUUGCUAAAUGUGGCUUGCUACCUGACAUUUCGCUGGAGGAUAUUAAAGAUAAAAGCAAGACAGACGGAUCGGGGAAACUCAUCUGCUGUUUCCAGGUCAGCUGGAUGGUAGUGCAGGCUGCCGUGCGAGUUGCGGUUGGCCUUCCGUUGACACCGCUCGAAACGAAUACUAUAGGUCAUGUCGUCUGUGCCCUGAUCAAUUAUGCUCUCUGGUGGUAUAAGCCAAGAUGGAUUAAAGAACCAACAAUACUCAGAGGGGAAUGGACUCGAGCCAUAUGUGCUUUCAUGUACAUGUCCAGCCAAGUCAGUGCAGAGCACAAGGUCAAUAGAGACGUCUUACGUGACUUUGGCGUCAAGACGGAGAUGAGUGGAGUCAUAUACACCCCUGGUCAUUUAGAGUCAGAAGCGAGAGCCGCCCCAAGAAGUGAUCAAGACGAUUCUGAAGAGGAUAUCCAACCUACAGAUGAAUCGGAGCCCUCAGACAACGCGUUCCCAGCAAAUGGUCGUAUCACAAUGCGCAAGGGGCUUGAACUAUCAGCACAAACAUUCCACCAAGAAGAAGUGGUCAACAAAACUGGUCACAAAACAAUUCCAUCGGAAAUGCGAGUCGAGAGGUGGAAGCUUACAUGCAAAGCCAUUGAACAAUACCCUGCCAUUAGAGAACGGCUUGAUACCCCCCCCUGUGAUCAAGAUGAACUAAGAUACCGGGAGGCUCAUCGAUUGUAUCCUGAAAUGCCGGACAAAGUUAGUCAGCACCCAAGAGGCCACAAGCCAAGUGAGCAUGUCAAGGCGAGUUCAAAUAAGAGUUGGUGGUGCCCAUCAGAAGAGCUUGUGGUUGAACGUCCUCGAAAUUGGCCGGGAGAUGAUUUGCUGCGUCAUAUGCAGGGCCAUCUAAUGGGCAUCAUUCUAUGGUGCUCUAGUACGGUGUACGGCGCCAUUCAUGUUGCUGGUUGGAACGAACAAUUUCCCACUAACGUUGAGUCUUGGUUCUGGAGGAUGUCCGGCGUCUACAUUGUGUUUAGUGGACUUCUGUGGUCAUUCUUCAACCUCUUAGGUCACCUCUCCGGCUCAGUGUGGUGGUUUUGGUACGGCAUACUGGAAGGCGCUGAACGUAAAAGGAGUCACGUCCUUAUUUUCGUCUUAAGCUGCAUUGGAGGGACUCUUUAUGUUAUCGCACGGGUAUAUCUUGUUUUGGAGGCCUUCAUUUCUUUACGCGCAUUACCUGCAGCCGCGUAUGACUCCCCAUCCUGGGUUUUGACCGUGCCUCAUUUAUAA
Molecule: messenger RNA, 1719 nt
Organism: Trichoderma aggressivum f. europaeum
Lineage: Eukaryota; Fungi; Ascomycota; Sordariomycetes; Hypocreales; Hypocreaceae
Exons: 2
Coding region: 1-1719 (572 amino acids)
Source: RefSeq, a predicted model, not a curated record